Messenger RNA from Pieris napi, 2982 nucleotides. It is a transcript of the gene Snx27, whose product is annotated as sorting nexin-27. The record is from RefSeq and is a predicted model, not a curated record. Gene Ontology annotation, molecular function: protein binding; phosphatidylinositol-3-phosphate binding. NCBI's taxonomy places the organism in Eukaryota, Metazoa, Arthropoda, Insecta, Lepidoptera, Pieridae. Gene Ontology annotation, biological process: intracellular protein transport; signal transduction. Gene Ontology annotation, cellular component: early endosome. The transcript has 9 exons. The coding region runs from base 224 to 1642 and encodes 472 amino acids.
GUUGUGUAGUAGACAUGUGUCUGAAUACUGUUUAAUAGUUGGUUUUUAUUUUUAUAUAUAAUUUGAUAUUAAUUGUGUUUAUUUUAUCAUAAUAGUAAUUAACAUGAUAAAAUUAAAAAUAACUGCUUUAUUAAUGUAGAAUUAGAAAACAACUUUAUGAGUUUUGUUAAAUGGGUGGUUGAAUAUAAAAAAAAAAUUGUUUCAAAGAAUUGUGCAAUAUAAAAUGUCUGUACAAAGAGGUGGUGUUGGAGACUUCCAAUAUUGUUUUUAUUACUGCAAUCACACUGGAUUUGAAAUCUAUGACCUGGAAAUUCCGUCCAGUAAAGCUGGAAAUGGCGUAAACGUGGAAGGUGCAACUCACAAACAAGUGGUGGAUCUCAUCAAGUCUGGAGGAGACUGUUUGACUCUUACUGUUAUUUCUGUUACUCCAAAGGAAGCAGAAAGACUAGAGCCAUGCGACGAUGGCUCAGCCCCAGUAGGUGUUAUCGGAGGGGCCGCGAACUCACGCGCUACUGUCUACCAGCGUUACGACUAUACCGACAAACGAUCCCUUCCGGUAUCAAUCCCAGACUACCGGAUAAUUAUGGAAAGAAACACGGGGCGAUCCUAUGUCGCGUUCAACGUGCAUAUGGCUGGUAGACAUCUGUGUAGUCGACGGUAUCGAGAAUUUGCUGCCCUACAUCAAGUACUGAGAAAGGAGUUUGUUGGCUUCAAUUUCCCAAAGCUACCAGGAAAAUGGCCUUUCACACUGAGUGAACAGCAACUAGAUGGGAGAAGGAGGGGCCUUGAACAGUAUUUAGAAAAAGUGUGUGCAGUCCGUGUGAUAGCUGAAUCGGAUGCGGUACAAGAGUUCCUCACAGAUUCAGAUGAUAGUUCAAAUCCAUCUCCAGUAGACCUGAAGGUGCUCCUACCGGACAGAGAAGUGGUCACCGUGGCUGUCCUCAAGUCAACCAACGCUGAUGAUGUGUACCGAGCUGUAUGUGAUAAGAUCGGACUCUCUAAACAAGUGCAGAAAUAUUUCUACCUGUUUGAGAUAGUCGAGUAUAAUUUUGAGCGCAAACUGCAACCGAACGAAUGUCCCCACUCUCUGUAUAUUCAGAACUAUUCUACCGCGUCUUCGUCAUGCCUUUCACUACGCAAGUGGCUUUUCAACCCUCACACGGAACUGUCCGUCAUUUCCGAGGACACUAAGGCAGCAGAAUUUAUAUUUUGGCAGGCAGUGGAAGACGUGAAUCGCGGCGUGUGCGUAGCAGGUGCGCGUUUGUAUCAACUUAAGGCUCUGCAGGAAGUUCGUCGCGCUUCUGACUAUUUAGCAUUGGCGCGUACGCUUCCCGGAUACUCCCACAUCGCCUUCCCGCCCGCGCAUACGGACACGCACGCGGCUCUUGCUGUGACGCUCGGGUGGUCAGGUAUGAAGCUGUCAGCGUUUUUCGAAAGUGGGUCUGCGGAACAAGAAGGUUCAAGUGUGGAAAUAGGCUGGAAUGAGGUCCGAUCCUGGCGCGCUGACGACGAGGCAGCGGCAGCUACUGUUGUCUAUGGACGGAGGAGGCCACUCAUAUUACACACGCCAUAUUAUCAAUUCUUGUGCAACUGUAUGGACAGAAUAGCGGAGGAGGCAAAAUGGGUGGACACAGGUGAAUAAGCUUUACUUGCUUCCAGAAAGUUAUAUCCAGUAUUUAUUUCUACGGACAUGGGGUCUUAAAUCGAAGGUAUAGAACAAGGAAAUGUAUUAGAAAUUCGACCUAUGUACUCAAAACUCAAUUUUUAAUUAAAUACAUUCCCCUAACACGAUAUCGUAAUAUUGGCGAAGUAAUAUAAUUAAAUAUUCAUUUAUAUUAAUCACAGAAGAAACAGAUAAAAAAUUGAAAAUAAUUCGUUACUAAAUACCACGUACUUAUAAUCGCUAAAUAUUUUACAUGUACCCUCUUUUAUACGCUGAUUCUAACGUAUUUAGUAUUUGAAAAUUUAAUCAAUAUUAUAGUAUAUAAGCCUAUUAAUCACUAGCGUUUAAGAGAGGGUAUUUCGAAAUACAGUUGUAUGACUAUUAUAGUAAAUUAUAUACUUAAUUAUGGCUAAGUAUCUACUAUGUAAUUCAAUAAAUAUGUGUAAGAUGUCACAAACAGAUCAAUGCGGUGCCAACGUUCACAAAUACUGCCCAGAAUUAAUAUUUUAACAGAAUCUAGUAAAUACAAUAGUUUCAUUUUUAUAUGAAAAAUAAAUGUAUUAGAAAAAAUCCCCCACAUCCCAAAAUCAAGUGCCGAUAACAUUUAUCUUGAGGGAGCGUUCAAGUAUUACGUCACGCAAUUUUUGGAGAUUAUUGACACCUCCUCCCCCCCAUGUAACGCGCCGUGACGUUUUUCUGUACCCAAGUAUAGUAAGACGUUUCGUGACCACCUAGUGACUCUUUAGAUCUAAAAGUCACCAUUAUGACGUGUAAAGUACUGGAAAGUCGAAUAUAAUAUUAACAAUAACGCGUCAUUCGAUCCCCGCCCCGCAUCGUAACGUUUUACAAAAGGACCCUCCCCCCCCCCCUAAAAUUCGUUACGUAAUACUUGAACGCUCCCAAAGAUGUACGCUCGUUACUCGAGCGCCGACUGUCGGCGAAGCCACACGUCCGUUCGUAUUUGGAUUUAGAGAAAGAUCUCAUCAAAAUUUAUUAGUGUAGUGUCAUUUAAAAAAAAUUGUAGUGUUUAAUUGUUAAAUCAUUAGUCGUGUCGUCCGCUUGUUUUUAACCGCCUUACAUAUCUCGUUAGUAAUUAAUUUAAGUUAAACUUGAACGAUAUAUGUCAAUUAGCGGAUAACGAAAGGGAAAUAGUUAAUUUUAUUUAUAGCAUAAUUUUGUAUCUUUAUAAUGUAAGAAUAUCCUAGAUUUCAAAAUCGUGUUUUAAUUGUCUCAUCGAGGGUUUUGUUACGGGGGUUUUGUAGUAAUAGAUACUUUGUUAUACAGGCUUGGCCAUAUUAUAAUUCAGAAAUGUUUAUUAA